GAAAGAAGAGAAGGAAAAAAUAAAACAGUGCUUCUUCGGUUCUCUUCACACGCAGAGCAGGGGAACUUGGAGCGAGGUCAGCAGCGAGAUGGACUGAAAAUCACUUAGAGAUGCAGUUCGUCCGGCGUCCGAAGUAGUAUUCAGUUGAGCUCCUUUGGGUGACAUUUCCCCCGCCGAUGACUACUCCCGGAAGGUCUACCGCCAAGCGUACACACAAUCAGCCUGAGCCAAUUGAUCCUGGGCAUGUUUACAAUGUGCCUCCUCUGAAUGCUAUACCCCUGAAUUAUUUCGACCCGUUUGUAGCAAAUGAUGAUGCUAAUGCUGCUGCUGCUGAUAACAAUGGUGGUGCUGAAGCUGAUGAUCCCCCAGUCGAACCGACAAACACAGAAGACCCAUCCUUGGUUUUCUUUCCUAAUGGAACAACUGAGGCCGAGUUUGCCAAUAUCUUGAACAGAAACAGAGGAGCUAUUGCCCUCUCCGGGGUCGCAGCUAUGCAGAAGAUUGGUUCAGGUAUUGGACAAAUGAACAUUGGGGAGAGUGACGGGUUCUACAUAUUCCGUGUCUCUCUUCCUGGAGUGUCUGGAAAUGAUAGGAGCUUCAGUUGUGUUGUAGAUCCAACUGGGAUGGUGGAGAUACAAGGGGUGACCACCACCGGGGAGCAGGUUGUUGAAAAACCUCCUCAAGUCUUCUUCAUGGAGACUCAAAACCUCUGCCCACCAGGACCCUUCAGCAUCAAGUUCAGGCUUCCUGGUCCAGUUCUUACCGACCAACUCAGAAGCUCUUUCGUCGAUGGUAUGUUCGAGGGAAUUGUGAAGAAAAUGUCCUGAAAACAAAGUUUAGCUCCCCCAUAGGAAUUGAAUGUGCCGUUUUCUUUGGAACAGUGAACUCAGAACUAGCUGACUGGUUCUUUAUUAGUAGGCUGUAACAUACAGUUGGCCAGGCUCAUCUUUACCUUUGCUUUUACAAUUCAGGGGUGAUUCUUAUGAACUUUUCUCGGUUUAUGUCUAAAUACUUGGUCAUUGCAGUUUUUACCUUGAAAUUUUGUCCUCUCAAUUGAUUGCCUUAGAAUUA
Linum tenue is the source of this 1071-nucleotide messenger RNA. The record is from the annotation of a GenBank genome assembly. NCBI's taxonomy places the organism in Eukaryota, Viridiplantae, Streptophyta, Magnoliopsida, Malpighiales, Linaceae.